CUGGCAAGAGGCAGAAGGAGGGAGAUGGCCGCCGACUAGGAGGAAACCUGACCUCACUACUCACUGCUGCACAAUCGGUGACUUUUCUUCAUCACAACACACUGUCACUGCUGAAGCGUGGGAAAUAAACAUCUCGCUUCUGUUCCACGAUGGCGGAACAAAACGCUAACGUCAGAUAUCAGGAGCUGGUGAAUGAGGAGGAGCCGCCUCAGGAGGGUGCAGCCCAGGAUGCACCACCGCCCUACAGCAGUAUUGCUGCAGCAAAUGCAGCCUUCUUAGAAUACAAGGAAGAUGGAAGAUUUCCCAACCCUCCCUCCUACAGCGUGGCCACCAGCCUGCCGUCCUACGAUGAAGCUGAGAGGAACAAAGAGGAGGCUGCCGUCCCCCUGGUCACUGGAAGAGUCCCGGAGGAUGACUUUGUGGCCAGAGAUGACUUUGAAGAUGCUGAUCAGCUGAGAAUAGGAAACGACGGCAUCUUCAUGCUCACCUUCUUCAUGGCUUUCCUCUUCAACUGGAUUGGCUUCUUCCUGUCCUUCUGUUUGACCACGUCAGCGGCUGGGCGUUAUGGUGCAAUCUCUGGCUUUGGCCUGUCCCUCAUCAAAUGGGUUCUCAUUGUCAGGUUUUCCACCUACUUCCCUGGUUACUUUGAUGGGCAGUACUGGUUGUGGUGGGUGUUCCUGGCUCUGGGCUUUAUGCUGUUCAUCAGAGGCUUCGUCAACUACUCCAGAGUGAGAAAGUUGGCUGAUCCCACUUACGCCAAUCUUCCUCGAACAAGGGUACUUUUCAUCUAUUAGAGUGACUGUAGACAGAGACGCAGUGUGAAAAGAAUGAAGUCAACGUGGUGAAGACACAUGAGAAGAAAUGAGCCCCAGAAGUUCCACAUGCAGACGAGCCUCCAUGAAAUAUUCAGGAACUCUAUCAGCUGUUUUACCUGGUUUUGAGCCUUUAUUGUUAUCAUCACACAGACGUCAACAUUACUAGUCCCACAUCAGUGUACUCAUUAGUGUUAUGAAUGUCAAGUGCUAUUUGAAUCUCACUCUGUGACGUAUCAGUGAAGCCUUAUGUCAUUUGAUGGAAGCACACGAGCAUGCGUCCACCUUGCUGCUCUGUCAGCACACAGUCUCAUGUUGGCCACACCUGAAGCUAACAGGUAUCCCAUAAAAGUUCCAUUGCAUGCAGCACACUCGUUAGCUCCAUGGUUAAAUUUGCUACUAUUAGGGACCGUCUGCAGACAUCGUACAUUUUAAAAAGAGGCAUUUUUGUUUUAUUCAUUUGGUUGUAAAUCCUAAAAUUUGCAACAGGGCAGUACUUUCUUCACCUGUUGGCUUUAAGUAGUUAUGCUCUAAUUAGCCACAAGGGGGCAGUAGAUUUCUGUCUCUCCAGGGCAUUAGUAUUCAUGAUUACAUACAUGCUUGCAUUAGUAGAGCACAUUUUACAACAACAUAUAGGGUUAGGCGCAUAUAUACAAUAUUUCAUGGUAUUUAUGUUAGGUUAAACUGUAUUUCCAGGAAAAAGAGUUUAAGUUACAGAUAUGAUUACAGGUUAUGUUGAAUUUGUAUUAUUAUUGUAUAAAAUUAAAAGCUGCAAACGUCAACUGAACUCUUAGCAGUAGCUUCAUGGAUGUUUUCCCUGUAUCUAAGCACAUUUUCUGGAUAAAGAACUUGAUAAAUGUGUAAAACAACUAUGACCAACAUUAAAAUACAGUCGUCCAACUAAGCACAGCAUGCAAAGAAGAUUAAUUUAGACCUAAUCAGACUAUUUAUGAGCCAAAGACACAUUGAAGUAGUACUACAAACUGGCACUUCAGUUCAUAGCUUACUAAAGUGCCAAAAACCUAAAACAAACAAAACAAAAAAUAAUAUUCCUCACCAUACCCUUAGAGGGAGCUCAAACACCACCAGUGGUACACAUACCUCAAUUUGAGAACCACUGAUUCAACUACAGCAUUUCACUGUCAUCAUCUGAAGUUAUAUAAAGUAAACUCUUUUUCCAUCAGGGAUCGUUGCCUUAAAUGUAAUAAUUUGAAGGUGGCUGGAGGACUUUUUUCUUCUGCUUUUUAAGGUCAUAUAGGUGUUAUAUCUUCAUUCUAGAAUCUAGUAACAAAGCUGAUAAAACCCACAGGAUGUUCCUGUCAUGUCUCACAUAGCUGAAAUGAAUGCUGCAUCGGUGCACGUUUAUUUAUUCAUUUUUCUCAGACUCUGAAGGGGGGGUUACGCUUUCGUCACCAUUUAAUCAUUCUCUGUUAGCCUUUAACAGCUAACGUCAUAAUUAUGCGAUGCUUUGAUUGAACUAAUUUCUGCCUGUUCCUGCGUGAUGUAGAACUGCAGCCUUGAGAUUAUGCGGUUAUAAACUUGUACAGAAAAUGUGUAGUGUUUAAAUAAAUGUCACUUUUAAAGAG
This is a messenger RNA of Cynoglossus semilaevis (tongue sole), 2398 nucleotides long. RefSeq names its product Nedd4 family interacting protein 1 (gene ndfip1). Bases 150 to 794 code for a protein of 214 amino acids. Gene Ontology annotation, biological process: ubiquitin-dependent protein catabolic process; positive regulation of protein ubiquitination; vacuolar transport. Gene Ontology annotation, cellular component: Golgi apparatus; perinuclear region of cytoplasm; endoplasmic reticulum. NCBI's taxonomy places the organism in Eukaryota, Metazoa, Chordata, Actinopteri, Pleuronectiformes, Cynoglossidae. Gene Ontology annotation, molecular function: WW domain binding. The transcript has 8 exons. The record is from RefSeq and is a predicted model, not a curated record.